Molecule: messenger RNA, 1586 nt
Organism: Exophiala mesophila
Lineage: Eukaryota; Fungi; Ascomycota; Eurotiomycetes; Chaetothyriales; Herpotrichiellaceae
Exons: 1
Coding region: 306-1367 (353 amino acids)
Molecular function (GO): catalytic activity
Source: RefSeq, a predicted model, not a curated record
CAUCUCGACCUGGGCUGCUUCGUGGCUUCCUCACUUGCCCUGCAAUCACCUGCACUCGCAACACUCAACACUCAACAUUGUUUGCACUCUUUGCACUCUUUGCGUCCUCUACAUUCUCUUUCUCGGUGCUGGUAGCUCCUCUUAUCCAAAAAAAAAAAAGACCAAAACUUCUCUCCCUUCGGCCCUCUGGCCCCUCGUUCGUUUCCUGCCGCACCCACUACAUAGGCUACCUCGUUGCCGUUCGUUUGAUCCGCCUGCCAGACUCCUUCUCUCGCUCAUCACAACCUAACCACACGUGCCAUAUCAUGAGUUACCAAUCCUUUCUGCGCUCUGCUUCAGGCGCCGGCAUGUCAGACUCAACUGCGUCUGCAGCACGCACUCCUUCUUCUCCCACUGUCGUUCAGCGAAAGCCCACUGGAUCGAACCCUUCUCCGGGUCCAGUGUCCUCCCAUCCUCCCACCUCCUCCAUCCACAACGUCGUCACUCGUAAUGCUCCUGCUGCUUCACCAAAUAAUCCCACCCGCCUUCCAGUCACGCCCACCUCUGCAGUUCGCUCGUCCGCUUUACGGUCGAACCCCAUCACCAGCGCACCGCCUCCGUAUGACCACACCACGACGUCCACCACGCCUCCGGCAACUUCGCAGCCAUCUGCUGUAGCCCCCAGUUCCACUUCGCCUCCCGACCCUAUGACUCGCUUACCAUUGACAAAGGAACAAAUCGACGCUGCCCUCAAGCAAUGUCUGAGCAUUCAAACCACCGCCACGUCCCUGCACGACAAGCGACCCUUUGCCGCCCUUCUGCUCGCUCCCAAUAACACCUCUGUCCUGCUCACUCACUUCUCCAUCUCCCACGUCCAACAUGCCGAAUCUGAGCUUGCACGUCUUGCUACAAUUCAUUUCUCCCAAAACUUUCUUGCUGCAUGUACUCUGGUGUCGACCUGGGAGCCGUGCGCCAUGUGUGCUGGAACCAUUUACUGGUCCAACAUUGGCCGCCUUCUCUACGCCGCAAGCGAAUCCACCUUGAAAGACCUCACCGGAGCCGGUAAUGAAGAGAACAUGACCUUGUCCUUGCCAUGUCGCACGGUUCUUGAGGCUGGUCAGAAAGAUGUCGAGAUUAUUGGGCCGGUCCCCCACUGGGAGGAUCAAGUUGCACAGGAAAGCGGCAAAUGGUGGAACGAGCAUCCUGCCCCAUCUCAGACGGCACCUCGAGCUGACAGCAUCAAUGGGAGCGUCAAGCCCGGGAGCAUCUCAAGUGCCAGUCUCCAGCAUGGCACCCCAACCACUUGGACCGGCGAGGACAGCGUUCUGAGCAGUAUCAAUGACGAAGGGGAAUACAAGGCUGAGUUGGACAUUGACUGGAUGCGCUGAAAAUGACACCAGGCUUGGACGGUAUUAAUGAGAUUCACCCUAGAAGUGAUUUUGGAUGUAUCAAAUACGGCCAACGUACAGUCUUGCCCGUCUCAUGAUUUGACGGGCGUGGCCAACAUAAGGUAUGAGGGAUUCGUAUGCAGGUAAUUUCUCCAUAGAAUCUGUACACAAACAGUCAAACACCUAAUAGUGACAAUUGAAGUGAUGCUAUCAAGCAUA